Molecule: messenger RNA, 4557 nt
Organism: Drosophila kikkawai
Lineage: Eukaryota; Metazoa; Arthropoda; Insecta; Diptera; Drosophilidae
Product: probable multidrug resistance-associated protein lethal(2)03659
Biological process (GO): transmembrane transport
Cellular component (GO): membrane
Molecular function (GO): ATP binding; ATP hydrolysis activity; ABC-type transporter activity
Source: RefSeq, a predicted model, not a curated record
CUGCCCUUUCAGGCACUCGGACCGAAGUUUGUUUUAUUAUUUGUUACAUUAUUUUUCGUUGCCAGCCAGCUGUGCCAGCCGGCCUUCUAUAGCAGCACUUCUCACGUUCGCGGAGAACCGUUCGCCAGUUUGGUCAUUGUUAAAUGUAAACAAUAUUGAAACAAAAUAUUCAUUAGCGGCCUUACCUCAAAAUGCAGUCGGUGAAGACGGCAGAUCUGCCGGAAAAUCCCCGAGAGCGAUCAAAUUUCAUAUCGGCAGCAUGUUUCUGGUACACCAUGCCCACGUUUGUCAAGGGGCGCAAGGCCACGCUGGACACCAAAGAUCUUUAUAGGGCCCUCAAGGAGCACAAGUCGGAGACUCUCGGCAACAAGCUAUGCGCCUCCUGGGAACGCGAGCUCGAAAAGACCAAGGGAAAGCCCAACUUGCUGAGGGCUCUCCUGCGGGUGUUUGGCUGGUACUUUGGUCUGCUUGGACUGGUGCUCUUCAUUCUGGAGUUGGGCCUGCGAACGCUGCAACCGCUUUUCCUGCUGAAGCUCAUCUCCUAUUACACCCACGGCUCGGAGUCCAUUGAAGCUGCCUACUAUUAUGCCGCGGGAGUGAUCCUGUGCAGUGCCCUGAAUGUGAUCAUUAUGCAUCCCUACAUGCUGGGCACUAUGCAUGUGGGCCUCAAGAUGCGCGUGGGCAUGUGCAGCAUGAUCUACCGCAAAGCUUUGCGACUGAGCAAGACGGCGCUUGGGGACACCACCGCUGGUCAUGUGGUUAACCUGAUGUCUAAUGAUGUGGGCAGGCUAGACUUGGCUACCAUUUUCGUGCACUACCUUUGGGUGGGGCCGCUGGAGACUCUGUUUAUCACUUACUUGAUGUACCGGGAGAUUGGAAUCGCUGCUGUCUUUGGCGUGGCUUUUAUGCUGCUCUUCAUCCCCCUGCAGGCGUAUCUGGGCAAGAAGACUUCGGUCUUACGACUGAGGACGGCUCUGCGAACGGACGAGCGAGUGCGGAUGAUGAACGAGAUCAUCUCGGGCAUUCAGGUGAUCAAGAUGUACGCCUGGGAGCUGCCCUUUGAGCAGAUGGUGGCCUAUGCACGCAAGAAGGAGAUCAACGCCAUCCGUCACGUAUCCUACAUAAGAGGCAUUCUGCUCUCCUUCAUUAUCUUUCUCACCCGAGUCUCAAUUUUUUUGAGCCUUGUCGGCUAUGUUCUGCUCGGCACGUUCCUCACCCCGGAGGUGGCCUUUUUGAUCACUGCGUACUACAACAUCCUGCGAACCACCAUGACCGUGUUCUUCCCACAAGGCAUCUCCCAGAUGGCGGAGACCCUCGUGUCCAUUAAGCGCGUGCAGAAGUACAUGCAAUCGGAUGAAACAGAUGUCUCGGACAGGAGUGUGCCCUUGCCGGAGGAUCCCGUAGGCAGUAAUCAGGCCACGGUGCAUGCCGACGGAGAGGAGGAUGCCGAUGAGGCCGAGGACAAGCUGUUAGGGCCGCCUCUCUCCACCAUUAAUGAGAAUGCCGUGCUGUCGGAGGCGGGCAUCUCCAUCACUGGACUCAGAGCCAAAUGGGACAUCAACUCACCCGACUAUACGCUUAAUGGAGUAAAUCUCCGAGUCCAGCCCGGCACUAUGCUGGGCAUUGUCGGACGCACUGGCUCUGGUAAAUCCAGCCUCAUUCAAGCCAUUCUCGGGGAACUGCGCGCAGAGUUUGGCGAGAUCAAGGUCAAUGGAACGAUGUCCUAUGCCUCCCAGGAGCCAUGGCUGUUCUCCGGCACCGUGCGCCAAAAUAUCCUCUUCGGCCAGCCCAUGGAUCGUCGACGCUACGCCAAGGUGGUGAAGAAGUGUGCUCUGGAGCGCGACUUUGAGUUGCUGCCAUUUAAGGAUAAAACCAUUGUCGGAGAGCGAGGCGCCUCCCUGUCCGGCGGGCAGAAGGCGAGAAUCAGUUUGGCGAGAGCUGUUUACCGGGAGACCUCUAUUUACCUGCUGGACGAUCCACUGAGUGCUGUGGACACCCAUGUGGCACGUCAUCUUUUCGAACAGUGCAUGCGAGGCUAUUUGCGCGAGCGCAUCGUCAUUCUGGCUACUCAUCAGCUGCAGUUCCUACAGCAUGCCGACCAGAUAGUGAUUAUGGACAAGGGUCAGGUGAGCGCCGUGGGCACCUACGAGUCUCUGCGAGAGUCCGGAUUGGACUUUGCCAGCAUGCUAGCCGAUCCGGAGCGAGAUGAACAGUCGGAGGAGAAGUCUCGGUCACGGUCGGGCAGCUACACUCACAGCCACGGCCACGGCGAUCAACGGCGCAACAGCGAGCAAUCCCUGCUGUCCAUAGCAGACUCGUGCCUGGAGGACGCGGAGGCUGAGGCGGGACAGAUGAUCAAUCAGGAACGCCAGGAAGCGGGUCGUAUCGGCCUCGGUCUGUACAGUAAAUACUUCAAGGCUGGAGGCGGUUUCUUCGCCUUCUUCGUGAUGAUGGGAUUCUGCGUGCUGUCGCAGGCGAUGGCAUCGUUGGGCGACUACUUUCUCUCUUACUGGGUUACCAAAAAGGGAAACGUGGCUGCCCAAGCAGAGAACAACAACACACUCAGCUCUAAGGCUCUCGAGUCGCAACUGUCGCUUUGGAUGCGAGAUCUGGGCUGGUCUGUCGACGCUGAAAUGCUGGAUACCUAUAUAUUCACGUUGAUAACGGUCCUAACCAUCGUGGUGACCGUGGCGCGCUCCUUUCUGUUCUUCAACCUGGCCAUGAAGGCUUCAAUUCGCCUGCAUAACUCCAUGUUUCGCGGCAUCACCCGGGCAGCCAUGUACUUCUUCAACACUAAUCCAUCGGGUCGCAUACUGAAUCGCUUCUCGAAGGACAUGGGACAGGUGGACGAGAUACUGCCUGCCGUAAUGAUGGACGUCAUUCAGAUCUUCCUGUCGCUGGCUGGCAUUGUUAUCGUCAUAGCCCUGGUCAAUCCGCUAUUUCUUAUCCCGACCGUUGUCCUGGGCAUAAUUUUCUAUCAGCUACGAACCUUUUAUCUGAAAACCUCGCGGGAUGUGAAACGCUUGGAGGCAAUAACUCGCUCCCCCGUCUAUUCGCAUUUGGCUGCGUCACUCACAGGACUGUCCACUAUUCGGGCUUUUGGAGCUCAACGGGUACUGGAGGCGGAGUUCGAUAAUUACCAGGACAUGCACAGCUCCGCUUUUUACAUGUUUAUAAGCACUUCGAGGGCCUUUGGUUAUUGGCUGGACUGCUUCUGUGUCAUUUAUAUAGCCAUAAUAACGCUCAGCUUCUUUGUCUUUCCGCCGGCAAAUGGCGGCGAUGUUGGUCUGGCCAUAACGCAGGCAAUGGGCAUGACCGGCAUGGUACAGUGGGGAAUGCGUCAGUCCGCCGAGCUGGAGAAUACAAUGACUGCCGUGGAGCGCGUGGUCGAGUACGAAGACAUCGAACCGGAAGGAGAACUAGAAGCGCCGCUGAAUAAGAAGCCACCUAAAUCAUGGCCGGAGCAAGGGAAAAUAGUGUUUGAUGAGCUAAGCUUGCGCUACAUUCCAAAUCCCAAGGCGGACUAUGUGCUCAAGUCACUAAACUUUGUCAUAAGGCCAAGGGAAAAAGUCGGAAUCGUUGGACGCACAGGAGCAGGAAAAUCAUCGCUAAUCAAUGCCCUCUUCCGACUGUCCUACAACGAUGGAUCCAUUCUUAUCGAUAAGCGGGAUACCAACGAUAUGGGUCUCCACGAUCUGCGCAGCAAGAUUUCGAUCAUUCCCCAGGAACCUGUGCUCUUUUCCGGCACAAUGCGAUACAAUCUGGAUCCAUUUGAUGAGUAUUCUGAUGACAAGCUGUGGCGCAGCCUGGAGGAGGUGAAGCUCAAAGAUGUGGUGGCAGAUCUGCCCAACGGCUUGCAGAGCAAAAUCACAGAGGGUGGUACAAACUUUAGUGUGGGUCAGCGCCAGUUGGUCUGCUUGGCCCGUGCCAUUCUUCGUGAGAACCGCAUCCUGGUCAUGGAUGAGGCCACGGCCAAUGUAGAUCCCCAGACGGAUGGCCUUAUCCAGGCCACCAUUCGGAACAAGUUCAAGGAGUGCACUGUGCUGACGAUAGCCCAUCGCCUGCACACGAUUAUGGACUCCGACAAGGUGCUGGUUAUGGACGCUGGACGGGCUGUGGAGUUCGGUACGCCGUACGAGCUGUUAACUAAGGCAGAUUCCAAGGUGUUCCAUGGCAUGGUGAAGCAGACAGGCCAAGCCACCUACGAAGGAUUGCUAAAAAUCGCACAAAAGGCCUUUGAGGACAGCCAGGGUCAGAGUCUGCGUCGAUCCUCAUAAGACUCAGGGCAUAUGGAACAAAAUAUUUAGGAAUUGAGCCGAGGUGCUUAACACCGAGCCGGUUAAGUGUAGCUACUAGCUAGCUUAAUUAAUAAUAGUUUGCUUUGAAUGUGUGUUAUUUCGUGUGAGUGUAAAUAUUUUUGAACGUGCGUAUGUUUCCCGGUGUGUGUAACUUAAACACUGUAUAGUUAUCCGUUGUUUAAUUUUCUAUAUGUAUGUAUUUAAAUCAUAAUAAGUGCAAAGAAGUGCCUUUGAAAAAUAAACGAAAUAUUCCUACUUA